Molecule: messenger RNA, 860 nt
Organism: Cyprinodon tularosa
Lineage: Eukaryota; Metazoa; Chordata; Actinopteri; Cyprinodontiformes; Cyprinodontidae
Product: DELTA-sagatoxin-Srs1a-like
Exons: 3
Coding region: 197-691 (164 amino acids)
Biological process (GO): cytolysis in another organism; pore complex assembly; monoatomic cation transport
Cellular component (GO): pore complex
Molecular function (GO): channel activity
Source: RefSeq, a predicted model, not a curated record
AAGUCAAAUGUUAAAGGUCCUGAUUAUCUGUGUCAAUAAAACCUCGUCAGUCACGAGCUGACGCAGAGUGGCUUCAUUCAGUCUGGAACCAGGAUCCCCAAUCUGUCUUCUAGAAUCAUCUGUAUUUCUUUUGAACAAGCAGGCUGAAUAAAGGUCACAGUCUGGUCUCUUACCCCACUCAGCAAACCUCAACACAAUGCCUCACCGUCAGUGCUCUGUUGAGAUUAAGAACAACACAAACUCCUACACUCUUUCCAACCCAAGGGUCUACACUGAGAGCGGCUUCUGUGAGGUGCCUUUGCCUCCAAUGGUUGGUCCUUGCUCUGCCGUGAAGGCACAUUUUAAAAAGACUAAAGGAGCAGCUACAGGGGCCGUUGGUGUCUUUACUUACGACCUUUUCAAUGCCGAGUUGAACGACUACAGCCACAUCAUGGCCGUCAUGUUCUCUGUGCCUUAUGACAGAAUCCUUUACUCCAACUGGUUUGCUGUGGGAAUCUUUAAUAAAGAUAAAAACUGUGACCACAGUCUUUACGACAAGAUGUACAAUGGAGGUGAGAGUAACUUUGUCAGAGGAAAAGCUGAUGAGUCGGGCAUUUUUUAUGAGGGUGACUAUGUUAUCAUAAGUGCCUCCAUGACAGAUUCAGGUGAAGCCGUCCUGACAGUGGAGGUCAAUGACACUGGCUUGUAUUAAGUCUUUAGUGGUUUAAGCCAGACAACAUGAUCACUUGUUUUCGUGAUAAAGAAAAAAUUGGAAAUGUUCUUUUCCUUUGUUUAUUGAUCUGAUGUAAUGUCAAGUCUUAAAUUAUACAUUCUAACCCUUAAAUAUAUGUUGUUGAUAAAGAUAGAAAAAGCAAAACUUA